GAUACUAAACCGGCGGCCUACACGUAUAAAGCGGCAGAGAAGAAAAUAACUAGGGUUUAAGAAGAAAAAAAAUCGAAAGGUGAAGGCGAAUUGAGAUAAUGGCAAAAUUUAACGAAGUGCAGAAGAAGAGGAGAGCAUUAAUCUCAGAGAGCAAAAGAGCAAGACAUGGUGACCCCAAUACCCGUAAGCUUAAGCAGAAGGCCCAACCCCUUUCUAUAUCGGGAAAGCGUAAACGCAAGCUCUUCAAGAAAUGGCGCAGGGACCAAAAGGAGGCUAUUGAGAAGGGUGUGAUAACUAUGCAGGAUGUGGAGAUGGCUGUGGCUGAUUCUGCUGAAGGGAAAACUCAAGAUGCCAAAAAGACUCCUGUUAAAUUUCCCAUGAAGAAGAGCUCAAAACUUAAACUGAAGAAGAAAGGCAAGUUCCUAUAGAGUUGCUAUUUUAUGGCCUCAUUUCAGAUUAUUAUGGAUUCUUUGUCGAUUUUGCUUAUUGAUUACAAAUGCAUGUGUACAGGAAAGAACAAAAGGAAAUCUGAUAAGCAAGCUACAGAAGCUUCCACAGAUGCAAUGGUGGAGUAAGCAUAUCAGGAACAACACCCAGUGUAAUCCUAUAGCUGGAAGAGCAUUAGAAUCACAUGGCUAACUACUUGAUGAGCAAUAUGUAUCUUCUUCUUUUUCUUCUUCUGUCCCAAAAGUUAACAAUGGCUUGUAAUCUACUUUUGUAUCGUCUUGCUACUAGAAAAAAAGAGGUGGGUUCUUAUAGUUUCUUUUUGUCAGUGGUCAUAUGUUCUGUAUUCAUGCAAUUUUGUGGAUAGGAUGGAUGUUCUAGGAUUAAAGAUGUUCUGAAACAAGA
Lycium barbarum (goji berry) is the source of this 849-nucleotide messenger RNA. RefSeq lists its product as uncharacterized. NCBI's taxonomy places the organism in Eukaryota, Viridiplantae, Streptophyta, Magnoliopsida, Solanales, Solanaceae. The transcript is spliced from 3 exons. The coding region runs from base 99 to 428 and encodes 109 amino acids. The record is from RefSeq and is a predicted model, not a curated record.